Messenger RNA from Varroa destructor (honeybee mite), 4226 nucleotides. RefSeq names its product homeobox protein DBX1-B-like. Gene Ontology annotation, molecular function: DNA-binding transcription factor activity, RNA polymerase II-specific; DNA binding. The record is from RefSeq and is a predicted model, not a curated record. NCBI's taxonomy places the organism in Eukaryota, Metazoa, Arthropoda, Arachnida, Mesostigmata, Varroidae. Gene Ontology annotation, biological process: regulation of transcription by RNA polymerase II.
GCGCCGCUUGGGGUCGAAACCGUCACCGCCGCUGUUCGUCGUUGGAGAGUGCGAAACUGCUACAAACGUUGAACGGCGACGGCCCUGACGGAACCCACCAGAGAAGGAAGCAUAUUUUCGAAGGAACGCACUAAACCUGCUCAGAGGGAGUUGAACGGUCAGUGCGCGAGUACACUCUGGGAAGGCGGCUCGGCAGGAUUGGAGGAACUGCACAUAGGGUUCAUGCAAUACGCUGUGGCGCUUGCCUAUGCUGUGCAACACCACGCAGGCUUUUCGACGACUACAACAGGUAUAGCUGUUGUCACUUCGAAUACUAUUGCUAUUGUAGUAUAUGGCGAUCCUGCAGUAUUCAACUAAAUAAAUCGCUGACGCAGGCGCGCUAAGGAUGCGGAGCUGGAAGGCAAGGCUUUGAAGUGGAGUGCUCGGAAUAGUUUGGCCAGCUGCAUUGACGGUCAGCGGCGAUCGCAACGGCGAUAGUAUUGCAUCCUUCCGUCGCAAAGGGUGGAGAAACUAAAGGAGUAAUGGAUCUUCUGGACCGACUGGAGCCAUGGGCUUGUGCCAGAAGGCCCCAGUUUUAAUAAUUCGCUAUAAACGAGCGGGUAAAGCUUAAUUUCGAAGCCGAAAACCAUUAUUGCCAGGUACGUGACUACGACAUUGUUGUCGUCAGAUUGCAAAACGGGCUAGUUAGACUAGCCGCAUCGGCAGUGUAACAACAACACGAACCAACGUGUUGUGCACGUAGUAAUAGUGCACGGUGAGGAACCCAGAAAGAGCGAGGAGCGGACAUGUGACCCAGACAACACAAAGCGAAGCUUUUCCAUCCAAGUGCAAUACACAGAUAUCUAUGUAUAGUUGUACAGAUCCGUUGUGUCUUUAUAGGCACGGGCCGAUGUUGACGUUCAUAUUGUUGAUGUUGUCGUGGCCAUCAUUGCGAUCGUGGGGCACAUCUAUUGUCGUCUAGUGGGUGCUCUGUGCAAUAAGAAGAAAAGCGAAGUUAUGUGAACGAGUCUUGGCUGGCUUUGCGGUAAAUGGAACGAAUUUUUGCGAAGCAAGACGACCUUUUGAGAUCAAAACAGGUGGCAUCCGGCAUAGGUUCAGCGGCGUCUGGCGCUUAAUGUUCGCAUACGCUCAUGGCAAAGGAGUUAUUGUCGUUGCGGCACAACAUCGCGACCCUGGAGUAAUUCAUAUUAUAGCAGUGUUGUAUAGUCGUUCAUCUACUAACCAUCAGUGCUUUGUAAUAAUUAAUAGAGAGUGUUAGUGUAGGUGAUAGUGGUUACUUACCAGCAACAACAGAAGUCCUUCACGACGGAAAAAGCGUGAAGAAUAGCUUCUAACCGUUCGACCGGCGUAUACGCUUCGGUCGAUUUAGCAUAAAUAAAGCGAACCAAACAGAUCAAGCCAGCGUCGUGAUUCCAUGCCCAUCAUGGAUGCGAGCUCAGACAGUAGCAAUAAUAGCGUCGACGUUGAGGAGGCUACCGACGUCAAAGUGCAGGUUCAACAGGUCCAACAACAGAUGCAGCAGCUGCAACAGAUCCACCAAAUGCAACAAAUUCAAGCUCACAUGGCUCAAGCUCAGGCCCAGGCACAGGCCCAUGCCGCACAAAUGCAACUUGAACCGAUCGAGCUGAGUGCGCGAAGGGCAGCCUUCUCUGUCGAUCAUAUCCUAGAGCGGAAUUCAAACUUUCCAGCUAUGGCAUUGCCUGGCCUACACGGAAUACCAAACCUUCCCAAUAUUAACAUGGCUACUUUGGGGAUGACCGGGCCCCCAUCGGCGAUCGCAACUGUACAGACGAAAACCGAACCCGAGGAGUCAACGAGGGGAGACUCUGUUACACCUAAUAGAAAACCGCUUAAAUUCAGUAUAAAUGCCAUUCUUGAACGAGACGAUUAUCCUCGAACGGAUCGUUCGCCAUCACCCUUAGAAGUCGGGACGCCGCUUCAACCUCUGUGCCACUUCCCUGGUCCAGAAGUGAGUCUGGAUAGUUUGUACUAUUUGAAUAUGAUGCAAGGAGCUGCGUCCGGUACAGGACUUGCAAGUCCUGCAACACAACCUGUUGUUCACCCCUUUGCAAUGAACACAGGCUCGUUCUCGUGGACGGCUGCCCGUGGUAAGCCACGUAGGGGCAUGAUGCGGAGAGCAGUAUUCUCGGAUCAACAACGGCAGGGCCUAGAGAAGAGGUUUCAGAUACAGAAGUACAUCUCUAAGCCGGACCGGAGGAAGCUUGCCGAGAAGCUGGGGCUCAAGGAUUCACAGGUGAAGAUCUGGUUCCAAAAUCGUCGGAUGAAGUGGCGCAACUCAAAGGAACGCGAGUUGUUGUCUUCGGGCGGCUCUCGUGAGCAGACAUUGCCCACCAAACGAAACCCUAACCCGGACCUAUCAGAUCCAAAACCAGUAAAUCCUCAUGUCUCGCCUUCACCGGUCGUUCCCGUUCCGCUGGUGCCGUCACCCCCGGGCGCUGGCCUGGGACCCCAGUCUCUUCCACAGUCGUUGGCGAUCCCCAAACGGCUAUUGGGAACGCCAGCGCCCCCACCUUCGGAGGGCCCGGACUCCCCGGGAGCCUUCAUCGAACCGGGCAGAGAAGAGGUACCAGCGUUCCAUCGGUCACCCGAUGCUCCUUCACCUUCCGAAGCGACGACAACAACGCCAGUGUCCACAGCAUCAGUCGUCACUCCUACGCACUUUCACUUAAAUACACUCAGUUGAAAUAAAGGCCGCAUUGUCGGCCAAAUAAUUAUGGGGUUUUAGGAGGAUAAUUGGACAUAAGUGGGUGCCAAACCUGUUUAAGUAAUUUUUGCUAAUAAGUUCACACAGAUAAUGUUUAGCCUGGGAUGAAUCUGGGGUGGCGUUGAGGGGUAGUGGAGGUUUAUGGCGACAGCAACAACCCGGAAGAAGACUUGGCCAGCGAUGUAACGUGGACACAACACACGUUUCGCCUUGCUGCUAUUUACCAUAUACAGAGAAAGCGAACCAGUAAGGACGGCAAGUGACAGUGUACGGCACGGUCGACUCUUGUUCAUCAUGGUUUUUUAGAUAUUUUCAACAGGAUCGAGGUUUUUUCUAUAUUUGGAUUUGUAGAAAUGUAACAAACACUCACGGACACCACCAUCACUUGAAACGCGAGCAUGAGAGACACAAGUAUAAUAACACGUUCACUAUACUUUAAUAUAACCUUAUCUAAAUAUGAUAAAGGCACACAGUAUAUAUUAAUAUUCCCUAAGCUGCUACGAUGGUAAGAGCAAAUUGUAACCUCUGAUAGAAAAAGAAGGCACUCCGGGAACAAACUGAAAAACAUGUCCUACUGACUCACAAGUGCGUUUUUGUAUAAAGCCAGCAGAAGUGUCAAUCGUCACAAUAUAUGAUAGAUUAGAGAAAGUAGUGGGGAACGCAUCGACUACGCGCUGCGGUACGGCGAGCGACGCAUGGAAGGAAAAAUGAACAGUACUAACUAUACAUAACCAUAACAAUAACAAAUAAGAGCAAAACAAAUAAAUGAAGAAAAACAGCAGAAUAUGUAAUGCUAUAGAAGGAGACAGAACACACGAUAAAAGUGUGAUCGAAGUAUCGCUUUAGCGUAUUGAGAACGCCUCAAAUGCUAGCAUAUGAUCAAUCGGGGUAAAGGCGCUGCGGCAGGGAAAAAGCGAACAGAAAUUGAAUAACAACGUUGGCAAAACAAAUGGGAAAGAUAAUAAAAUUGUAAAAAGGACCGUAAAUGAGAGCCUGUUGUUUUCCAUUUGUGAUAAAGUCGUGGUCAGGAGCAAAUGGCGACGAGCAGUAAGAGCUUCACGGUAAUUCCACGCGGUGUUCGAAACUGUUGAAUAACAACGCCUUCGAGCUCGUUGAAUAAAUACCACUUUUAAAAAUGCCGCCACCGUUGCCGGUCAGAAGAAAGACGCAGUUACGACGGUGAGUGCAUUCCAAUAGACAUCUUGAACCGACAAGUAAUAACAGGUUUAAAGCAUACGAACUAUGAACGAUCAGAAGAUAAGCCAAAAUUAACCAAUAAGUUAUUUGAUGGCCUUGUAAAAAUGGAUACAACUAAAAAGAAUGUACAUUUUUCUAGUUUUAGAUCCGGUGCCGCGGUUAGGCGCUCCAUCACAGAGCUCACUUCCAGCAUUUAGCAUGGCUAAGAAACUGGUCUUGACCGGUAGCGCUAUGCGGGCAAAGAACAGACUAAGCGUAAAAUAUGUUAUUCCCGCUGGAAAACGUUUGUCGGAAUAGCCUAUAU